GUCUUCACUGGGCUGCAGCCGCAGCUCGAGGAGGCGCGCACCAACUCCGCCAGCCACGCGGGGGCGAGCGAAGCCGGCAGGCCAGUGGCAGGUGGAGGCAGCUGCAGCAGCCGCAGCGACGGCAACGGAGGCCGUGCCGCGGCAGCAGCCACAGCCGCAGCCGAGGUGGAGCUCGCGGCCCAAAGGCACGCCGACGCCGCCAAGCGCACCCCAGACGCACAGUCCGAGGCCGCCAAUGCGGCCAAGGAGGGGCAUCGCUCCACGCGCGCCCCCGCCGCGGACGGGGAAACCCUGCGCGCCGAAGGGCGCCGAGCGUUGGACGGCUCCCACGCCUCGGUCAUCGACGCGCGGGGCAACCCUUUCGCGGCGAUCCCCCUGUGGGGCUUCUCGGGAGAAGGCCGGUCUGGACGCGACCUCCAUAGGUACGCCAAACCCGGAGUGCUGCUCCACAGCUACCGCGG
Molecule: messenger RNA, 461 nt
Organism: Prorocentrum cordatum
Lineage: Eukaryota; Dinophyceae; Prorocentrales; Prorocentraceae
Source: the annotation of a GenBank genome assembly